Sphaerulina musiva SO2202 is the source of this 2327-nucleotide messenger RNA. Its product is annotated as Skb1 methyltransferase. Gene Ontology annotation, biological process: peptidyl-arginine N-methylation; regulation of DNA-templated transcription. The record is from RefSeq and is a predicted model, not a curated record. The transcript is spliced from 3 exons. The coding region runs from base 94 to 2259 and encodes 721 amino acids. Gene Ontology annotation, cellular component: nucleus; cytosol. NCBI's taxonomy places the organism in Eukaryota, Fungi, Ascomycota, Dothideomycetes, Mycosphaerellales, Mycosphaerellaceae.
CCAACGACAAUCUACAUUGCCCACCAUGAAUCGCAAAGAAGUGCUGUGGUGACUCCCGAUUUCCUUGGUAAUGCGCACUCGUCUGGCUACGACAUGGUCACGGCACCUCUCACGACGUCUCGCUUUCAAUCGCGGGUGUUGACCCGGCUUCAAGGCUAUGUGGAAGAAGUAAAGACGGCCAAGAAUGCCGAAGAUGUGCCACUUCCUACCAUCUCUCCACUGACCCCGGACGACACCGACCUGGGCCCAGACGAGAGCAACAUAGCCAUUAUCGGGGUCGUCAGUCCUUGGAUCGACCUCGGCUCACCAGAUCCGCUGAUUGCUCACGUCAGCAGGCAAGUCUUCAGCUUAGAGGUUGCCUUUGCUGCAUUUGUUGGCAUAGGCAAUGUGCUGGUCCACGGGCCCAUCGAAGGAUCCGAUCAGGUACAGUAUGCCCGCGCAAUCCUCGAAGGACUUGGGCUGGGCCCAUAUAUUCAGCUGCAAAUCCUUCUGCCAAUGAAUGGAGAAUUGGAGCUUGAAGGAGCAGAUGGUGCACAUCUGUCCGAGCUGGCACGGGAGAAGUACUUGCCUGUGCCUAGCGAAGAGGAUGAUGCGGAGCCUGAGCUGUUCGCAAGUUGGGACACCUGGGACACGAUCCGGACAAUGUCUCAGUACAGCAAUAAGCUGACAGUAGCCCUGGAACUUCCACGCCACCUCCCUGACCUCAAACUACAGUCCAGAUGGUUUUCGGAGCCAGUACGAUCGCUUGUGUUGCCAAGAACGAGCUUUCUCCGCAACCAAAGUGGAUAUCCCGUUCUGGAUAAGGCACAUCAGCAACUGCUUUCUCGCUUCUUGCGCCUCAAGUUUGCGCCGUGGGUACUGCUAGCCGAUGUAGACCCCAUCGAAGCCCCUGACGGCACGCGAAAUAGCCAGUCUGUCACAGAGCCGACACCCGCAGAGUCUGCAUUGGCGGUGUCGAAGGGCAAACCAGCAGAUCCUGUAGCUCACCUUCGAUAUGUGAGGCGUCUACAGCAGACGCAACCUGCGCGACCUGCGGUAGAAUGCUUCGGUCAAGGUUACCAAGAUUACGUCCAAUCGCCACUUCAGCCUCUCACUGACAAUCUGGAGUCCGUGACAUAUGAAGUCUUUGAAAAGGAUCCAGUCAAAUACGAAUGGUACGAGCGUGCUGUUGCGGCAGCACUCAAGGACAUUCGAGGGAAGCUUGGGGAAGACCAGAGACCCAUUGUUUGCGCUGUAGCCGGGGCUGGAAGAGGUCCACUGGUGACACGCGUCCUUCGCGCCAGCAAGUCUACUGGCAUCUCGAUCGUGCCUUGCGCAGUGGAGAAAAACCCAAAUGCCCACGUUCUCAUUCAGCGACGAAACGCUACCGAUCCAUUAUGGAACGGACAGGUGCUGGUGUACAAAUCUGAUAUGCGCAGCUGGCCAGGUCCUACCAUCCACGGCCAAGUCCACAAGGUCGACAUACUCGUUUCGGAACUGCUAGGCUCCUUUGCCGACAAUGAGCUGUCGCCGGAGUGUCUUGACGGCGUGCAACAUGUUCUCCACCAGGGCCACGGAGUGAACAUUCCACAAUCGUACAGCGCACACUUCACCCCAAUUGCGACACCACGUCUAUACAGCGAUCUCCUCGGCCGCAGCGGAGAUGACAAAUGGGAGCUCCCAGCAGUCAUCAUGCUACACCAAUACGACGAUCUGUGCCGUAUCAACGGAGGUUCAGGGCAGAUGCAGUCAACCGUCUUCCCAGAAUUGACGCCGAACGUCCAAGACGCAUGGCUCUUUUCCCAUCCUCUUCCGCCCGCAAUCCUCGGCCAAGCCGAGAAACGCGCUGGCGGCACUCUUGACGCUGGUGGCUUCACUGGCGGCGACGGCAAGAAUGAGCAUAACGUCCGCUCCUGUCACGCGACAUUCAUUGCUGAAAAUCGCGGUGUCUGCCAUGGACUAGCAGGCUACUUUGAGACUGUUCUGUAUACGCCGCAAGAUGAAGAUGCUGUGUCGAUUGAGCUGAGUACAAACCCGCUGACGAUGGAUCAAAAGAGCAAGGACAUGAUCUCUUGGUUUCCCAUUUUCUUUCCACUCAAGACGCCUCUGUGUGUUCCCGAUGGCGGAGAAAUCGAGGUCUGGAUGUGGAGACAGACGGACGAUAGGAAGGUGUGGUACGAAUGGAGUGUGGAAGUCCAUGCAAAGGGCGAAGGCAAACGGAGGAAUAAGGUUGGGGCAAGUGUCCUGCAUUCAAGUCGGAAGAAUGGGUGUUUGAUGUAGCCAGCUCCCGCAAGUCGAGGAGUUCGUAGCAAGCGCCAUUUUGAGUAGUACUAGAUACAACAUGCCAG